This is a messenger RNA of Thyridium curvatum, 462 nucleotides long. RefSeq lists its product as uncharacterized. The record is from RefSeq and is a predicted model, not a curated record. Lineage: Eukaryota; Fungi; Ascomycota; Sordariomycetes; Thyridiales; Thyridiaceae. The coding region runs from base 1 to 462 and encodes 153 amino acids. The transcript is spliced from 2 exons.
AUGGAUGCGCAAUACCAAUUCAGAGCAUCGACAAGAGCCUAUCGGAAACGUCUUCAGGAAUGGGGUAUUUCUAAGUACCAGAGGAAGGGGGCAACUGUGUCGACAGUGACCUCGACACCCUCCUCGGAUCGAUCUGAUCUAGUAGACGGCUGGCACCAUUUUGCUGGCUUGCGCCCAACUACGCAGACCACCGGCAAUUUGCCGACAUACGUCGUGCCCAGCCAGGAAACCGGUGCUGUGGAAGCGCCUGGAUCAGACUCAUCGCUAGGGCAGGCAGGGACGCUGACCACGACCGAGUCACAGGAGGAGUCUUGGCCGUCUGUGGUCCAAGCGGGAAAUUGGCGUGCAUCUUUCAAUUAUGACACUUCUUCUGCUGGUGUUCCUUCUCCUGAGUAUGUUUUGGUACCCGUCGAGGAGCUGACCGCUCAAGUGGAGGCGCAGGCGUGGUGGAGGCCGUCUUGA